CGCAGGAUUAUUACGUAUGUAGACCGGGAACGGGUUCGACUGCAUGGUUCUCUUUAAGCACGACUGCACAGCCUCUCCUCUGAUAUCGAAUUGAAACCCACAUGCCGCCUAAAAAAAUGGCCCCCAAGCGCAAGUCCGAGGCCCUCGUAGAGAAUGGCCAUGAGGCCAAAAAGUUAAAAGUUUCUCACAGGAGUCAUGGCAAAGUUGCCGGUCAGGUUCUGGUUCUGGGCCAGGGUGACGUCGGGCAGUUGGGUUUAGGCGAGGACAUCGUUGAGAGAAAGAAACCUGCACUUGUGUCACUGUCUGAGAAAGUGGUCCAAGUGACGGCGGGAGGAAUGCACACCGUUUGUCUCAGUGAAACUGGAAAUGUUUACACGUUUGGCUGCAAUGACGAGGGCGCACUUGGCCGUGACACGACUGAGAUGGGGUCCGAAAUGUCUCCUGGAAAGGUGGCGCUGGAUGGGAAAGUGGUCCAGGUGUCGGCUGGGGACAGCCACACUGCUGCCCUCACAGAUGACGGCGCAGUCUACAUCUGGGGCUCCUUCAGGGAUAACAACGGCGUGAUCGGGCUCCUGGAGCCCAUGAAAACCUCUGCUCUGCCUCUGCAACUUAAGGUCUCGGAACCAGUUGUGAAAAUUGCCUCAGGGAACGAUCAUCUGGUCCUGCUGACGGUGGAGGGAAACCUCUACACGCUGGGCACUGCAGAGCAGGGUCAGCUGGGAAGAGUGCCCGAGCUGUUGUCGGUCCGAGGAGGCAGGAGAGGCCUCGGCAAGUUGCUGGAGCCACACUUAGUGAAAAUCAAGGGCAAAGUUCAUUUCGUGGACGCCUUCUGUGGAGCGUACUUCACCUUCGCUGUGACGAAAGAGGGACUCGUGUACGCGUUUGGGCUCUCAAACUACCACCAGCUGGGCACCAAGAACCCAGAGAUCUGUUUCCUGCCAGUCAAGCCCACUUAUUUCAAGAACUCCACCACCUCCUGGACGGACUUCUCCGGAGGGCAGCACCACACUGUCUGUCUCAACGAUAAAGGGCAGGUCUACAGUCUGGGAAGGUCAGAAUAUGGGCGCCUUGGCCUCGGCAAGGAGGCUGAGGAGAAGCGGGAGCCCACUCUGGUGUCAGGGAUCCAAGCAGCUGUCGGGGUCACGUGCGGCGCGUCCGUCAGCUUCGCUGUCACCAAAGAAGGGUCCGUGUACGCCUGGGGGAUGGGCACCAACCUGCAGCUGGGCACCGGAGAGGAGGACGACGAGUGGGUCCCAGUCAAGAUGACAGGCAAGCAGCUGGAGAACCGCUCAGUUCUGAUGGCGUCCAGCGGAGGGCAGCACACCGUCCUUUUGGUCACAGACAACCAGGAGAGCUGAUGUUUCUCUCCUCCCAAAUCACGAUGGGGGUUGGGGGGGUCUGUCCUGGCGAUUGGCUCAUCGAGUGCCUCAUGGGGCGUGUGUGCGUGCGCAGGUGUGUGUGUUGAAACGGGGUGCUUUUAAAAGAAAUCCUUUUUUGCUUAGAACUAAGCUUCCACUAUAAUCAGCAAGUGUCAAAUAAGAGGCUAUUUUUUUAAAUCAUAUCGCCGGUUUGGUUUGAAAUUGGUGUGUGUGAGUCCCCGGAGCAUUUCAGACAGGAGUGUGCGCCCUGAUAUGUGAGACUACUACUUCUGUUUCCCGCACAACUACUUUCACGGUGGCCUCCGUCUGGCUGCUGUUCCGCUCUGAAAAUAAAGAUGACAUUUUUAAGUUUUACAUCCUCUGGUGUCUGUGCCGACCGUGCGCCGUCAUGUUCUCUCACCAACAGAAGUCCUCGGGUUUAAUACAAACAAUGCUUCCAUCAAGCAAAGGCCCGGGCUGAAGAGC
This is a messenger RNA of Synchiropus splendidus (mandarinfish), 1844 nucleotides long. RefSeq names its product regulator of chromosome condensation 1 (gene rcc1). Gene Ontology annotation, molecular function: guanyl-nucleotide exchange factor activity. The record is from RefSeq and is a predicted model, not a curated record. Bases 102 to 1358 code for a protein of 418 amino acids. Gene Ontology annotation, cellular component: cytoplasm. The transcript has 10 exons. Lineage: Eukaryota; Metazoa; Chordata; Actinopteri; Syngnathiformes; Callionymidae.